UUUCUUUGAUCUUGACGCCGCGCACGACGUCGACGGCGACGUGCAAGCCAUCAUGGCCAGCGUCAACGGCCAUUUCUCUUCUGCUGACGACAUGAAAUCUCACCUUCUGAGUCUUCUUGAUAGCAAGGAACAACAGCUACGGCAAGCCGCGACCUUUAGCCAGCGGGUUCUCGCCCAACGAAUGGAACUUGAGGAUCGUAUCCGGCAGCUUCAGGAGGUCGAAGCUGACAAGACAGACGAUGAAGACGUUGAACCUGAGGCGGUACAGAAAUACCAGGAGCUUACUGACAUGAUGAUGAGCUGGGAUACGGAGAAUGCAUUACUUUCAAGUGCAUUCAACAAUAGAACGUUCUGCUAUUACCGUCUCCGAGUUACCUCGAGACGAACCGGAACGUUCACGUACUUCAACCAAUACAUCCGCUGCACAAUCUCGACGGGCCAAGAAUACUGCACAUCGUGCCGAUGACGUCGAGUUUGCCUUUGAAAUUGGCAGUGGCCUUCUCAAUGAAGUACGACGACUUCAAAGUCUUCUCGGUGACCGAGAGAAGGCCAUUCAGGACAUGACAGAGAAGAAGGACGAUCUUGAUGGUACAUUGGAGUCACUUCGAACCGCUCUCAAGCAGCAAGAAGCAAGUGCCGACAAGUACAAAGAAGAGAACUGGAAUCUCGAAGUUAGCCUCCAGGACCUCCACACCCAACAUGCCGAUACCCAAUCCACCGUUCAGCGCCUUGAUUCAGAACAAAAGCGGCUCACGAAGCUUCUCGCUGCCUCCCAUGACGCUUCCGAGCAGUACAAAAAUGAAAAUGCCCAGCUUCAAAGUACCAUCAAAGACCUCAUAGCAAAGCACGAAACUGACGUGGCUUUGGCACGCAAGCAUUUCGCGGCUUUGGCGCACGAUCAGAGCGAUUUGCAACAGGCCAUAGAUAGGCUCGAAACAGAGAAGGAAAGGGCUGGCAGAAAGUUUGGUGGGUUCGGAAGCCCGGCGACACCUAACACCACCGAGGGACGUCCAGAUGAGAACUAUGGGUACGGACUUUGGACUGAAUUAGUUGCUGUGGCUAUAGUGUUAUUACUUGUUAUAUUUGCAGGGUACUGUACCAUUUCGAUCAAUUCGAAUGGACUGUGACGCGUGACCUUCCAGGACUAGUUCCCUUCGAAUAACUAAUAGGCCUGCCAUGACUGGAACAUGUGCACAAAAUUUGAAUGACUGACCAAAUAUUAUGUUAUAUUUUAUGUAAAUAUUGUCAAUUUGUACUUCUGUACAGCAUAAAUUACUCAUAAACAUGCCUGGAG
This is a messenger RNA of Desarmillaria tabescens, 1294 nucleotides long. RefSeq lists its product as uncharacterized. Gene Ontology annotation, biological process: microtubule cytoskeleton organization. Bases 315 to 1127 code for a protein of 270 amino acids. The record is from RefSeq and is a predicted model, not a curated record. Gene Ontology annotation, cellular component: cell cortex; mitochondrion. Lineage: Eukaryota; Fungi; Basidiomycota; Agaricomycetes; Agaricales; Physalacriaceae. The transcript has 4 exons. Gene Ontology annotation, molecular function: tubulin binding.